UUUGUUUGUAACAGUACUAAACUUGAGCUAAAAUCAUGUGUCUUGUAGUAUUUUUUGUUGUAACGGCUUUAACUGCUUUUGGAAUAACAAACGCAGAUCCAGUUUGUCCAAAACAAGAUGGAAAAGACGCUGUUUACAUCCCACACGAAGAUUGCACCAAAUUCUGGGAAUGUUCAAAUGGUACUCCGUAUCUCUUUAACUGUUCUGCCAAUUUGCACUUUAAUCCCAAACUGAAUGUCUGCGAUUGGCCAGAACAAGCAGGGUGUAAAGGAAGUGGUGAAGAUAGUAGCAGUAGUAGUAGUAGCAGCAGCAGCAGCAGCGAAAGCCAAGAAUCCGGUGAUAACUCACAAGGAAAAGACGACGAAAAUGACAGCGGCAACAGCAGCAGCAACAGUGAAGAAGGUCCCGAAUGUCCUGCAGUAGAUGGAAAAGAUUCUGUCUACUUCCCACAUGAAGACUGUACCAAAUUCUGGCAAUGUUCCAAUGGUGUCCCCUAUUUGUUUAAUUGCUCUGCCAAUUUGCACUUUAAUCCCAAACUGAAUGUCUGCGAUUGGCCAGAUCAAGCGGGUUGUGAAAGCAAAGAAGAUAGUAGCAGUAGUAGUAGCAGCAGCAGCAGCGAGAGCAAAGAAUCUGGGGAAAACUCUCAAGGAAAAGACGAUAAGAGUGGUAACAGCAGUAGUGGCAGUAGCAGUAGCAGUGAAGAAGGUCCCGAAUGUCCCGCAGUAGAUGGAAAAGAUUCUGUUUACUUCCCACAUGAAGACUGUACCAAAUUCUGGCAAUGUUCUAAUGGUGUCCCCUAUUUGUUUAAUUGCUCUGCAAAUUUGCACUUUAAUCCCAAACUGAAUGUCUGCGAUUGGCCGGAUCAAGCGGGUUGUGAAAGCAAAGAAGAUAGUAGCAGCGGUAGUAGCAGCAGCAGCAGCAGCAGCGAAAGCAAAGAAUCUGGGGAAAACUCUAAAGGAAAAGACGAUGAUAAAGAUAAGAGUGGUAACAGCAGUAGUGGUAGUAGCAGUAGCAGUAGCAGUGAAGAAGGUCCCGAAUGUCCUGCAGUAGAUGGAAAAGAUUCUGUCUACUUCCCACAUGAAGACUGUACCAAAUUCUGGCAAUGUUCUAAUGGUGUCCCCUAUUUGUUUAAUUGCUCUGCAAAUUUGCAUUUCAAUCCUAAAUUAAAUGUUUGCGAUUGGCCGGAUCAAGCAGGUUGUAAAAACAAAGAAGAUAGUAGCAGCGGUAGUAGCAGCAGCAGCAGYGAGAGCAAAGAAUCUGGAGAAAACUCUAAAGGAAAAGACGAUGAAAAAGAUCAGAGUGGUGACAGCAGUAGUGGCAGUAACAGCAGCAGCAGCAGCAGCAGCAGCGCAAGUAGUGAAGAAGGUCCUGAAUGUCCCUCAGUAGACGGUGCGACUCCAGUUUAUAUACCACAUGAAGACUGUACGAAAUUCUGGCAAUGUUCAAAUGGCACUCCGUAUCUUUUCGAUUGUCCUGCCAAUUUGCAUUUUAACCCCAAACUGAAUGUUUGCGAUUGGCCAAAUGACGCAGGAUGCAAAGGAAAAAAAUAAAUUAUGUAUUGAAGUAUGGGUUAUUGAAAAAAUAAAAUAAUACUACUUAUGAAUUUUA
Messenger RNA from Tribolium madens (black flour beetle), 1608 nucleotides. Its product is annotated as chondroitin proteoglycan-2-like. Gene Ontology annotation, cellular component: extracellular region. The transcript is spliced from 6 exons. The record is from RefSeq and is a predicted model, not a curated record. Gene Ontology annotation, molecular function: chitin binding. Lineage: Eukaryota; Metazoa; Arthropoda; Insecta; Coleoptera; Tenebrionidae. Bases 36 to 1550 code for a protein of 504 amino acids.